AUGUUAUUUGUUACACCAGUCUAUGCAUUAGCUUUUCUAUUAGUUACCACCCCAACCAAUGCUUUAUUAGUGCCGGGUUUUGGUUCAUUUUUCAAUUUCAACUGGUUGUUACCCGUAAAACCCAACCAAAUUGUCUUUAAAGAAGAAGAACCAAGUUUCGAAGAAUAUAAAUCGAAUUUGAUCACCAAUAAGUUCAACAAGGUUGUUCCUGACCACUAUAUUGUCAUUUUGAAAGAUGAAUUAUCCGAAGCGCAAAUUGCGCAACACAAGAAUUGGCUAGAGCAGGAAUAUUCAGCAAUGAUGGCCAAUUCAAUGAAGAGUUGUUCACAUCCUCAAAUAUUGAAAACACUUGAUUUUUUCCAAAUUGAUAAAUUUGCUAUUGGUUACAUGGGCUACUUUACCGAAGGUAUGAUUGGGGAGAUUAUGCAGAACCCAAAUGUAAUGUUUGUUGAGCAGGACUCUAUUUUUAAGGUUAAUGAGUUUGAUGUGCAAAAAGACGCGCCAUGGGGUCUUUCGAGAAUCAGUCAUCGCGAAAACUCUAAUGACAAGAAAUAUUUGUUUGAUAACGAUGGUGGUAAAGGUGUAACUGCUUACGUCAUUGACACGGGUAUCAAGGUGGAACACCAGGAGUUUGAAGGUAGAGCUUCUUGGGGCGAUGCCAUUGCUUUCCCCAAAAUUAGAAUUGAUGGCCACGGCCACGGUACCCACUGUGCAGGUAUCAUAGGAUCAAAGACUUAUGGAAUAGCUAAACAUGUUGAGUUGGUUGCUGUUGGUGUAAUGAAUUUACUCGGAUCCGGUACCACUUCUGAUAUAAUUAAAGGAGUUGAAUUUGUCGUGAACAAACAUCAACAAGACGUAAAGAGUAAAAAACCAGGGUUCAAGGGCUCGGUUGUAAACAUGUCUAUUGGUGGUGGCAUAUCCGAAGCUUUAGAUUUAGCGGUCAAUGCUGCUGUCCGCGCCGGUUUACACGUGUCGGUGGCUGCUGGCAACGACAAUGCGGAUGCUUGUGAUUAUUCGCCAGGUAGAGCAAAUGGGCCAAUUACAGUGGGUGCUAGCAACAUUGGUGAUGCAAAGGCAUCAUUCUCCAAUUGGGGUAAAUGCGUUGACUUAUUUGCACCCGGUGAAGCUAUCGAAAGCACUUUUAUCUGGUCUGACUCUGCUGAAAUGUCAGGAACUUCAAUGGCAAGUCCCCACAUUGCUGGUUUACUUGCUUACUACUUAUCGUUACAGCCAGAGCCAAGUUCUGAAUUCUUUGAAUUAGUCGAUCCUGCAACUUUGAAAAAGAGAUUAUUGAAAUACGGUACAAGGGAUCUUUUGACGGGAUUAAAUAGACUUACACCAAACGUGUUAGCCUAUAACGGAGCCGGGGGUAAUUUAACUGAUUUCUGGAAUAUAUAG
Molecule: messenger RNA, 1398 nt
Organism: Lodderomyces oxycetoniae
Lineage: Eukaryota; Fungi; Ascomycota; Pichiomycetes; Serinales; Debaryomycetaceae
Gene: PRB1
Product: Prb1p
Exons: 1
Coding region: 1-1398 (465 amino acids)
Biological process (GO): proteolysis
Molecular function (GO): serine-type endopeptidase activity
Source: RefSeq, a predicted model, not a curated record